GAAACUGUGUGUUUUGUACAGGCAAGAGAAAUACGGACCCUGCUUCCAGCCGUCAUGGAGGCCUUGCGGUUUGCCAAUACCUCCAUUACUCUGAAGGUGCUGAAGAUCUUCAGAAAUAUAAUGCGCCAUCUGGGGAAACGGCAUGCCAGUUCCAUUGCUCUGAAGCUGGCUGUGAAGAUUCUGCCUCUUUUUAAUCAUGUGUCAAGUGAAGUGCGAGACAACUCCAUCUACCUCUUCAAAGAUCUGAUGGACGCUGUGCUGUGGUAUAAGAAGGGAAACAUGAAGAAUGUUGUGUGCAAGGCCCUGCUUCCUCUGCUAUUUCAGAUGAGUGACAAGACCACGAGCGUAGCACAGGCAUCUGGGGAAGCCCUUGUGGCUUGUGCAAAAUUCCUGAAGUGGGAGGAGCUCGAGCACUGGGCCCAGGAGGAGAACACAGUGGGGAUCAGGAUGUGUUUGCUGCACCAGGACAAGAUGAGUGUGAAAGGAUACCUGAGACAGAGCCUGCCAUACCUGAAGGAUUCUCAGGCCUCCUUGCGAUGCGAGGCUGUCAAAUUCAUCGGGCUGGCUGUGCAGUACUCCAGGGAACAAAGUAAGGAAGUGCUGGAUGAAAUCUGCAGUGCCCUUCAGCCUUUGGAAGAUGACGUCUAUCUGUCAGUCCGUUUCCUGGCAGCCCAGACAAUACAGACUCUGACACAUCGAAGGCAGCAGGCACCAUCAGCAGGGAGCAGGCUCUCAGCACUUUGCUGCUGGCCCUGCAUGGCCAUCUAA
Messenger RNA from Meleagris gallopavo (turkey), 768 nucleotides. NCBI's taxonomy places the organism in Eukaryota, Metazoa, Chordata, Aves, Galliformes, Phasianidae. The record is from RefSeq and is a predicted model, not a curated record.